AAGUAAUUCUCCCUUUGUUUAUUCCUUAAACUAAGGCAAAUCGAUGCACAGGUGAAAGAUUGAGUGUGUGAUCCAGUAGCUAUCAAUAGCAUUAGGCACCAAUACCAAGCUGUCUUAUCCUCGUCUUCAAUUCUUUUCCCUCAGAAGAGAGGGAAAGGUUGCUAAUUUCGUAAUUAACAAUGGGGGCCGGAGAGUGCAAUGGUGGAACUCUUCAGCAUGUUAUUGAAUCUUCCCUCUCAGAGACUUGUGCUCGAUUGUCCAAACAUCGUUCAUGUUGGAAGCAUAUGGUAGCUAGCUUGUAUUCUAAUGGCAAGAAGAUAAAUAAACAAGAGGCUGAACAGAUACGGAGAUAUAAGUUAACACCCCUGUGUUUUUUAGGCACCUUCCCUUCUCGCAAACGAUCAAAGAGGAGAAAGCCCAAGUAUAAAAUUGCAAGAGUAAUUAAAGAAAAGAAAAAGCUAGAUAGUGGAGAAUUUGACUGCUAUUUUCAAAAUCUGUGGCGGAGCUUCUCAGAAGAUAAGAGAACUUGCUUCACUUACCUGGAUAGCUUGUGGUUUUACUGGUACAUGAAGGCAUCCUCUAAGGGGAAGGUGCUUACAUGGAUAAAAGAAAAACAAAUUUUUUUGAAAAAAUAUGUACUUGUUCCCAUUGUUUGCUGGGGUCAUUGGAGCCUAUUGAUCUUCUGCCACCUUGGUGAGAGCACCAUGUCCAAAGCCAGAACACCUUGCAUGUUGUUACUGGAUUCACUUGAAAUGGCAAACCCAAGGCGCCUUGAACCGGAUAUAAGAAAGUUUGUGUUAGACAUUUAUAGAUCUGAGGGCAGGGAUGAAAAUGAAAAGCUGAUUUAUAAGAUUCCACUCUUGGUACCUAAGGUGCCACAGCAAAGAAAUGGUGAAGAAUGUGGCAAGUAUGUCCUUUACUUCAUAAAUUUGUUUGUCAAAGAUGCUCCAGAUGAUUUUAGUAUCAAGGACUACCCCUAUUUUAUGAAUAAGCACUGGUUCAGUCUUCAAUGCUUGGAUAACUUCUUUGAGGAACUGGAUUCAUAUGGCGAUGCGGAGGCAGCAGAUCAAAAAGGCCCAAAACCAUUUAGGGUUUAUUCUAGAAGGCUCAAAAAGAAUAACAGAAUGGCUGACUCAACAGAAGGCAUGAAAAGGGGAGGGACUAGCUAAGAGAGGAGAGAGAGUAUGGUUAUAAGACAUAAAAUGAGAAGCGCAUGUUAUUCAGUAUUCUGUAUUUCUGGAAUCCUUGUGAGUGGCUGAUUAUAUUUCUCUGUAAUCAGAUUUCUUUUGCCGAGUCAUUUACCUUGAGGAUUUGCCUUGAAUACAAAGAAUCAUUUCUUUCCCUGUUAUUGUUGU
Manihot esculenta (cassava) is the source of this 1355-nucleotide messenger RNA. RefSeq names its product probable ubiquitin-like-specific protease 2A. NCBI's taxonomy places the organism in Eukaryota, Viridiplantae, Streptophyta, Magnoliopsida, Malpighiales, Euphorbiaceae. The transcript is spliced from 7 exons. Gene Ontology annotation, molecular function: cysteine-type peptidase activity. The record is from RefSeq and is a predicted model, not a curated record. The coding region runs from base 180 to 1169 and encodes 329 amino acids. Gene Ontology annotation, biological process: proteolysis.